AUGGCAGACUCUACAAACGCAGCAGGUGCACCGCGAGUAUGCGUAGCCUGCAAUAAGGCUGAGGUCGAACUGACCACUGGCUCUGGCUUAAAAAGAUGUAGCCGCUGUCAGAAAGCGACAUACUGCUCCAAAGACACCACACGCACCAAACCUACAACCACGCCUCUUGGGCCUCCUCACCCUCUCCUGUUCAACUACUUCAAAGACUUUGACACUGAGUCCAAGACUUACGAGAUGCUCAUUGAUGCCUUCCGCCUUCGCUGCGACGACGACUAUGCUUGGGGCGCUCAUUACCAUGGCAUCUAUGGCCGAAAGCCCCCGCUCCCGGUGUUCCGCGAUUUUCUGGCUCGUGCGAAAGCCGCGGGGAUGUUGCCACGUUGGUGGGAUGAGGAGAAGGAGAAGGAGUGUGUGCGAAUGGCAACGGAGGAUGAACACUUCAACAUUAAGUUUGCGGUGGAGAAACAUGAUAUCGUGGAGCACUACGAGGAUCGCCUCAUGCCGAUGACGCUACGUAUGGCUGCAGAAAAUGUCUAUGGCGGCGGCUAUGGGAUGGGGCAGAGACCAAUGCCGGAGGACUAUGUGUGUCAAUGUUGA
This is a messenger RNA of Cladophialophora bantiana CBS 173.52, 594 nucleotides long. RefSeq lists its product as uncharacterized. The transcript has 2 exons. Lineage: Eukaryota; Fungi; Ascomycota; Eurotiomycetes; Chaetothyriales; Herpotrichiellaceae. The record is from RefSeq and is a predicted model, not a curated record. Bases 1 to 594 code for a protein of 197 amino acids.